AUGCUUUGUGGAUUGUAUUUCGUCUGCGGUAUUUUGCUCCUGUACGGGGUUUUGGGCAUGCCGAUGCUUCCUUUCGAGGGAGGCACCUAUGAAUCGGAGUUCAUACAUAAUUUAACCAGUCAAAUGGUCGCCAAAAAUAAGAUUGAAACAAUGGCCACCUACGGAGUAAAUCGGGAACUGCAACGAUUGCGGUUGAUUGUGUCCAAAUCCAUUGAGCAAUCGCUGACGGAGGAAUUCCAAGUACCAAUCGUCGUUUGGGGACUGAGACGAAAUAUCAGUCUGCGACAUUUACUGGGCUACAAAACCCUGAUCUGUGUUAGCAUAAGCAGUGUGCUGCCCGACGAGGAACCCAUUUUUGAUGUUUUAACUGAUGGCUUAGUGGGCUUGCAUUAUGUUCCGAUGCUCUUUGUCUACAAACGUUUGGGAAAUAUACCACCUACGAGGGAUACGCUGAGAGCAUUUUUCACCUGGUGCUGGCAGCACCGUUUUACCAAUGUGUUCCUAGUAUUUCAGCUACGUACGCUUAAUUAUUCUACUGGACAAAUCAGUGACGUUGCGCGGAAUGAAAUCUAUAGCUACACACCAUUUCCCAAGCUCACUAUUCGGAAUCUAACCCAGACGGGAUAUCGGCAGGUGGACAUAAUGAUGGAUGUAAGGGGCUAUGAGUUUCGAGUGCCCGUAUUUCAGGAUCCCCCCAAUGUGAUUAUGCUUCCAAACGGCUGUCUAUCCGGAGCCCUGGGCCUUCUGUUUUCCGCGUACGUGCACCACAGAAGAGGGAUCCUCCGCCUGGAGCCCGUCACCCAUGUGGACAGAUACAGCUACCAGGAGCAGGAGCACCUGAUGCUGGCCCCUGCCCGCGGCGAGAUCGAGAUGGGCGUGCAUCCGUACUCCCCGAUGCAGUUAAACUCCUCGCUGAUGGCAGGCAGUUUUCCGCUGGGCACGACCAAAACCUGUGUUUUAGUGCCCUGGCAGCGGGAAUCGCCUUCGGUCCGAUUCAUGCGGAUGGCCGCCCGCAUAAAUGGUCCCUUUUUCGUGAUACUCCUGGUGGCGAUGACCUUAUUCUGGCAGCUGGUAUUUGGACGAUGGCGACUGGGCGUCCAUCUCACUUUGGUGACCUUCUUCCAACAAUCUUUGCCGAACAGAGAGUUUCGUCGCCUGGCGGAGUCGUACAAGUUCCUCCAUGUUUUCCUGCUCUUCGGCUCCUUAGUUUUGUGGAUAAUGCGCACGGCAAAUUUGUCAUCGGUUUUUACUUCAAAGAUGCCUGGGCGGCAGAUUGAAACAGCCGAGGACUUUCUGGCCACGCCAUUACGGCUUAUGUUGACGGAAACGGAAGUGGAAAUGUAUUUCACCGCCGGAUUGUUGCCCUCGGCACUUUUGCCACGCCUCCUGGUGGUCAACAAGACGACCCUGAUGGAGCAUUUGGACAGCUUGAAUAGCAGCUACGCCUACUGCAGCACCGCGGAGCACUGGAGAGUGGUUUUGAUGCAGCAGCGGCGAAUGUACCGACCACCAUUUCGAGUGGCCUCGAAGCUUUGCACCACCCCGCAAUUUCUGCGAUUUCCCGUGCAGCGGAAUUCGCCCUUCGAGCGGAACUUCUACCGCUUUGGCAUCCAUUCGCUGCAAUUUGGCUUCUGGCGUCACUGGUUGAGUCGUAGUCUUCGGGAGGCGAUUGAAUUGCGCCUCGUCGUGGAGCUUACAGAUGACUAUCUGCCGUUUCAGAGCCUGACUUACAUGGACUUCGAAGUCCUGAUAAAAGUAUACUUUCUUUGUUUGCUGGGCUCUAGUUUAUGCCUCUUGGGUGAAUUUGUUUGGCAUUAUUAUAAAAAGGACAGGAUUGUAAGCUAA
This is a messenger RNA of Drosophila takahashii, 1845 nucleotides long. RefSeq lists its product as uncharacterized. The record is from RefSeq and is a predicted model, not a curated record. Lineage: Eukaryota; Metazoa; Arthropoda; Insecta; Diptera; Drosophilidae.